This is a messenger RNA of Caenorhabditis angaria, 691 nucleotides long. NCBI's taxonomy places the organism in Eukaryota, Metazoa, Nematoda, Chromadorea, Rhabditida, Rhabditidae. The record is from the annotation of a GenBank genome assembly.
AUGCAAACUUCUUUGGGAAAUCUUUUCGAGAAUGACGACAAUGUUUUUCUCAAAAUGCCACAUUUUUUCAAACCACUUCAAGCGGUUAGUUUUUUUGGGCUUUAUAUACUAAAUGUAUAUUGAAUUUUUCCAAAAAAAAAUUUUUAGCUGACCGCAAUUGUUUUGGCGAUUUGUAUUGGUUCAACUGGAAGCGGUAGUAAUGGAAUUCUUUGGUUCACAAUUAUUAUUUCCCUACUGGUAAGAUUUUCUCUCAUUUCUUCCUCAUAUGUACAUUUCCUGAAAUCAGAUUUCCGUUGCUGCCACAAUCAUCUUUGCCUUGAAAAUUCAAGAUGAAUUAAUCGAAAAUCUCUCAAAUGGAAGUGUUACUUGGAAUCUUGUUGAACUCGCUUACUCAUUUAUUCUUUCUGUUUUAUCAGUUAUUUGUGUUUGGCUCUCAUUUUCAUUGGCGAAUCGAUCACUUCUUGGAACUUCUGCUGGAUAUAUUGCGGCUGGCGUAAGUUUAGAAAAAUGUUCUACAGAUUUUUGAAAACUUAAUUUUUUUUAGUUGUUUUUCAUUGCUCAGAGUAUUUUCUAUGGUAUUCCAACUACAGUAAUCUAUCGAGAAGUUCAAGCAGCACAAGAUUUGGAACGUGAACACAUUGUUGUUGAGCCAGCACAUCCAUUCAGAUCAAACACUUAUCAAGAUUUGUAA